GCACAGGCAAGCAGGCUGAGGGAGAGAGGAAAAAAAAAACCCGACUCCUUGAAAGGCUCCUCGACGCGCAAUUAUGGUUUGGUGAAGUCGACCCGGAGGAAUUUGCGUCGCCAGGUGACCAAAUUUUGGCACAAUUACUUUAAUAGCAGGAGCUGUUGUUUUUGCCACAAGCACAAAGAGAAAACACAAGUCAGCUAAUCUGAACACUGCACAGAGGGAAGCAAACUCCUGCACAAGCAUGGCAGACCAAAAAGACAACAUAGAUGACUUUAAAGUGCAGACAGCGAAGCACCCCAACAUGAGCUCAGCCCCGUUACGGCCGCACAGCGACACACAGUCUAAAGACCGGGCCUCCAAAAGGCUUUCGACCGAGUCCAACGGGACCAGCGAUGGAGGUGUGGGCUCGUCCACACCGGUGGAGGUGACCGCCUUAGAGGAGUCAUUUCGACGCUUCGCCAUCCACGGUGACACUCGCGCCACCGGCAAGGAGCUGCACGGCAAGAACUGGUCCAAGCUGUGCAAGGACUGCGGCGUGAUCGACGGCAAGAACAUCACCCUCACCGACGUGGACAUCGUCUUCAGCAAAGUCAAGAAGAAAUCCUGUCGCACCAUCACUUUUGACGAGUUCAAGGUGGCGCUCGGGGAGCUGGCCAGGAAGAAGUAUAAAGAGAAGAGCGGAGAGGACGCCGAGGCCGAGGUCUUCAAGCUGAUCGAAGGGAAGGGGCCGGUCAUCGCAGGAGUCACAAGAGCCGUGGCUUCCCCGACGGUGAGCCGCCUGACGGACACCACCAAGUUUACAGGGUCGCACAAGGAGCGUUUCGACGACACCGGCCGCGGGAAGGGUAAGGCGGGACGAGUAGACAUAGUUGACACUUCAGGAUACGUCUCGGGAUACAAACAUCAAGGGUCCUACGAGAAGAAAGUGAAUAAACCCACCGCGGGCAGACCCAUGUGAGGGGCGAAGACCAGGAGAUAAACAUUUGACUUAGGAUGAUUUUCUAUUAAACAACAACAAAAAAAAGAAGAGUACUCAUAGAAAGCACAAAAAGAAUAGGAUUUCAUAUAUUUUUUCCCACCCAUCUAUUUUGUGUGUAUGUGAGAGAGAGAGAGAUGUUUUUGAGUUCCUCUCUUUGUGAAGUGUGAGAACUGGAAAACUGUUUACAUCUAUUUUUACAAAGUUCAUCACCAGCUGGUACAUUCCUGUCUGAUAGCGAGUUACUGCCAAACACUGAGGAGAACAAACGAGAGAAACUGCUCCGCUAUGAAUAUUGAAGCUUCGUUGUUACGAUAGGGCCUUAUUACAAUUAUAGAGCACAAUGAACACGAUGCCAAGAAAAACAAAAAGUGGGACAACAAGUCGAUGAAUUCUCAACAUUGCACUUUUUAAUGGAAAUUCCCGUAUUAAGCUGCGUUUUGAAUUUGUUUUGCAGUUUCAGAGAUAAUUGGCACACAAUUUUUUGACGUAUAGAUAUCAUUGAUGUUCAUUUCCUUUGAAAAACUUACAUCGUUGACUCCAUCUUCAGUGUUGUUUGUCUGCCAUCUGCUCUUGUCAACUGUUGAGUCUAUAAAAAUCUGCUGUUCGUUUUUUUUAAAUUAAUUUAUAAGCUCACACUGUCAUUGGAAUAAUUUGCCUUCAGCUCAGACCAAUAAAACACACUAAGGUUUUCGUAUCAUCUGUCCAAAAGUACAAUUUUUGUGACUUCUGUCAUAUCUUCUUGCUUUUGUGAAUAUCUAAAACAUACAAAACAAAAGCCUUCCUGUGCUUAAUCCACCUAUUUCCUCUUUUUUGUCAUUACCCAGACUUUAAUUACACACAAACCAUUUUCCUAACAUGCAUUUUGAGCACUAAAUUGGUGAAUUAAGCUGAAAACAGAAGCUCUAACCACAGUAGAUGAGCUCAGUUGUACAAGAUUGUAUUUUUAACAUUUUAUCGUUUCCUCAUCAGAUUUAUAUACAGUAGUUCUAAUAUAUUUGUGGUAAGAUUGUGUAUAUUCUAAAAAGUUUUAGCCACAUGGCUCAAUUUAAGACACUGGCUUCAUGUUUUUACUUUUUUUUUUUUUCUGUAUUGCUGUACUUUGUGCAUGUUAUAUAUAUUGCAUUUGAUUCAGAAGCAUCUAGGAGACAGUAGGAGUUUGUCGUAUCUUUAUCGGAACUGCUGCGCCUGCUGAGAGGACAGACUACUGGACAGACUUCGAUAUUUUCUUGCUAAAAAAAAAUAUUAAGUGGUUGAAAUUGUGGGAUCGUGACGAAAUCUUGCAUUGCUUGAAAUCAAUAUGUAUCAACUUGUACGUGUACAAAGUCAGCUUUCCUCUAAUGCUGUUAAUAUCUGUCUGUUGAUGAAGACUUAAGAGUACCUUUUACGUGUGGUACCGUCAUCCAAGGCACAAAUUUUACUGAAAAAAAAAAAAAAUUGCAGGGUUUUAAUGUUUCCUUACAUACUGUAUCGGAUAAAGGGAAAGAUUGCAAACGAGUAAUAUACUUUUGUAGAAUAUUUUUCAAAAAAUGACGACAGUUUUGUGUCACUACUACUACCUGUAGCCUCAGCUGAUGAAGAAUCAUGCAUCAAGUGCAAAACUAGCAGCUAUCAGUGUGUUAGUUUUCGUCCCGCUGCAGUAGCUUUUGAUCCGUUUUCUGUGCUUAAUGCCAAAUACUGUGCACCUUUAAUGUGGAGGAACAAUAUUGUCUUUUUUUCAAAUAACUCUUAAUGUACUAUUGUGCCCCAGUGCAUGCAGUGUGCUGUUUCUUUUUUUUUUUUGUUCUUGUUCUUUAGGCCUCUUAAAAGUGUGUUCAUGAUUUGUAGUGCAUUAUUGAAAAUAAAAAAUGAAAAAAAAAGACAUCCAGAACCUCUGCUGAGUAGGUUUUGGGGUAUCUGUCAAAAA
This is a messenger RNA of Stegastes partitus (bicolor damselfish), 2879 nucleotides long. RefSeq names its product tubulin polymerization promoting protein (gene tppp). Bases 239 to 955 code for a protein of 238 amino acids. Lineage: Eukaryota; Metazoa; Chordata; Actinopteri; Pomacentridae. Gene Ontology annotation, molecular function: tubulin binding. Gene Ontology annotation, cellular component: microtubule. The record is from RefSeq and is a predicted model, not a curated record. The transcript has 5 exons. Gene Ontology annotation, biological process: positive regulation of protein polymerization; microtubule bundle formation; microtubule polymerization.